GACCCCUCUGAGAUCCUUACUCCCAAAAUGAAACUUGUUUGGAAAAAUUAUCCCUUUAAGAUUUGUAUAAAUACGUCUCGCACAGUUGGGAAGUUUAAGUUGAACUGUAGUCAAGUCUAGUAAUAAGAUGUAUAAGCUCCAGAUUGUCUUUGUUCUUGCCUGCUUCUACGCAGUGAGCCAGAGUGCUCCCAUAAGCAGCGAAGAAGGAAAAGCCCUUAUUCAAGAGCAAGCCCAACACAACUACAAUCAACACCAGGAAACUUUGCAGAAUCGAGACUACAGUUUUUCUUCCCUCGUCAAUCCCAAGUACGAUGCCAACGGUUUCACCUUCGAUAACAAAGACAAAAGCCAUCGGGAUCGUGGAUAUGGAUUCGAAAAGGCAUACGCUUAUUCACGAGAAACGGCAUUUUUUGAUUUCGACGACGACAAAGGCAUCUUGAAUGCCCGAGACUUGGUGGAGAAGCUUGGAAAAGAAGAAAAGAACAAAGCACACGAUCUUUUGAAGGAUGUGCCAAAGUAAAUGACUGUCACUGUCACAGAAAGUGAAUCGAACCACUAGUCCGAAACAUCGAAGCUUAAUAAGGGCUUAGGCUUUAUUUGUCUGGCUUGCUUUCACCCAGCUUUAUUGUGCCAGCCGUUGCAUUUUGUGAGUAAGGAUUGUUUACAACAUGCAGUUCACUAAAAGAAAAACAAUCUAAAAAUGAUAUUAUAUUGUAAUAUUAUAU
Argiope bruennichi is the source of this 725-nucleotide messenger RNA. RefSeq lists its product as uncharacterized. NCBI's taxonomy places the organism in Eukaryota, Metazoa, Arthropoda, Arachnida, Araneae, Araneidae. The transcript is spliced from 2 exons. The coding region runs from base 128 to 520 and encodes 130 amino acids. The record is from RefSeq and is a predicted model, not a curated record.